AUGUCACUGGAAAAGACGCACGACAUGAAAUCUGCUCUGCCUCACGCAGUCCCGUCCGGCCAGGAUGCCGAGGCUGCGAUCGGCAACACGGGCACCGAGGAGAAACCGUCCGCCUUCAGAGGUCUCGGCCUUCUGGAUCGUUUCCUCGCUCUGUGGAUUUUCCUCGCAAUGGCUAUUGGCAUCAUCUUGGGUAACUUCGUUUCCGAUAUUGGACCUGCCUUGCAAAAGGGCAAAUUUGUCGGUGUGUCGGUGCCUAUCGCUGUCGGUCUGCUCGUCAUGAUGUAUCCGAUCCUUUGCAAGGUGCGAUUCGAGUCGCUGCACGAGCUCUUUUCCCACAGAGAGAUGUGGAGGCAGCUCUGUUUCAGCGUCUUUGUCAAUUGGAUCCUCGCUCCUUUCCUGAUGCUUGCCCUUGCCUGGGCCUUCCUCCCCGACAAGUCGGAGCUUCGCACCGGUCUUGUACUGGUCGGGCUAGGGAGAUGCAUUGCAAUGGUCCUGAUCUGGAACGGCCUUGCUGGCGGCAACGACGAAUACUGUGCCAUACUCGUCGCUGUCAACUCGAUACUCCAGAUGGUCCUCUUCGCCCCCUUGGCCGUCUUCUUCAUCCGCGUCAUCGGCCAGGAGUCGGGUACGAUCGAUAUAUCCUACAGCGUCGUCGCUACCAGUGUGGCUGCCUUCCUGGGUAUCCCCUUUGGGGCAGCCGUCAUCACGCGAAUUGUCCUUCGCAGGGUCGCCGGGGCGGAAUGGUACCAGCAGACCUUCAUCAAGUUCCUUGCGCCCUGGUCCCUCGUUGGCCUGCUCUAUACGAUCCUGGUCCUUUUCGCAUCCCAAGGCCGGCAGGUCGUUCAUCAGGUCGUAUCUGUCGUCCGGGUAGCUGCACCGCUGAUCGUGUAUUUCGUCGUCGUCUUCUUCGUCACGUUGUGGAUCAGCAGACUCCUCGGCUUCCGGUUCCCCAUGGCGCUUACGCAGAGCUUUACCGCUGCGAGUAACAAUUUUGAGUUGGCUAUCGCUGUGGCGGUGGCCACCUUCGGCCCCAACAGUGAUCAGGCAUUGGCCUCCACCGUUGGCCCGCUCAUCGAGGUGCCGGUUUUGGUGGGUUUGGUGUAUGCUGUUCGUUACAUGGCCAGGAUAAGGGGUUGGUGA
Messenger RNA from Geosmithia morbida, 1140 nucleotides. RefSeq names its product arsenite transporter. Bases 1 to 1140 code for a protein of 379 amino acids. Gene Ontology annotation, molecular function: arsenite transmembrane transporter activity; antiporter activity; antimonite transmembrane transporter activity. NCBI's taxonomy places the organism in Eukaryota, Fungi, Ascomycota, Sordariomycetes, Hypocreales, Bionectriaceae. The transcript is spliced from 4 exons. Gene Ontology annotation, biological process: antimonite transmembrane transport; arsenite transport. The record is from RefSeq and is a predicted model, not a curated record. Gene Ontology annotation, cellular component: plasma membrane.